This is a messenger RNA of Kuraishia capsulata CBS 1993, 3102 nucleotides long. RefSeq lists its product as uncharacterized. Gene Ontology annotation, cellular component: alpha,alpha-trehalose-phosphate synthase complex (UDP-forming); cytosol. The coding region runs from base 1 to 3102 and encodes 1033 amino acids. The record is from RefSeq and is a predicted model, not a curated record. Gene Ontology annotation, molecular function: catalytic activity. The transcript is spliced from 3 exons. Gene Ontology annotation, biological process: trehalose biosynthetic process. NCBI's taxonomy places the organism in Eukaryota, Fungi, Ascomycota, Pichiomycetes, Pichiales, Pichiaceae.
AUGACUUUGAUAGUGGCUACCUUAUUCUUGCCAUAUACAGUGCACUUUGAGAUUGAGAACACUUCCUCGGAUUUGGAUGAACCGUCCGACAAGCUCAGUGAGGUUGCUCUUGCCUUCCCCAGACCGUCAGGGUCCCGCACCGAAAGCUUUCUGGCAACUUCCAAGAGAACCAGCCUGUCAAUUUUGCCGUCGAUGAACUCUUCCGGAUUUCUUGGUGGCUCUAACUCGCCUCAAAGAAGUAUUACACCCGAUGUUUCAUCUGCUGCUACUACUUCCCAAAAUAGCAACCCGGAUGCGGAGAAGGGCAAUGGAGUUUUUGACUCAAACAGCGACUUUGUUAACGGAACUACCUCUGUUGAAGAUUUCUUCUACUCUAAUCCGGUUGCUCGAAAGAGUAACAUAGGAUUGGUUGCUUUGAACGACGAGAAGUCGGAAAUCUACAAGCCGUCUGAGAGGAACGAUGCCAAGAGAGGACCUUCAUCGUUGAGAAUAUCGUCAACGAACCCGGACGGAACUACUGUUUACUCCUCUACGACCUAUAUUCAGCCCAAAUCGCAAGCCACGGCACCCGUGAAGUCGUCGGUGGUGGAUAGAGGCAUGAACAAGGAUCCCACUUUGUCCUCGAUGAGAGUGAGUAGACCAAGUACAUUGCUCAGAAGAUCCUCCAAUGUUGGAAACUUGACUUCCAGAUCUGAUCAGGCUGCCCAGAAUCGCGAACAGGCUCAAAAAAGCAGCUCCCAAUCGUAUGUUUUCGACAAAGUUGCUCCUUAUGGCGGGCUGUCAAAACCCGACCUAAAGGAAUUCCUUAUCCACCCGGAGAACGUAUUUGAAACAGCACCAUGGACGGUAACAGACUUUGACAAGGGCAAUGGAAGUUUGAAAAAUGCAGUCAGAACUGCCAGACAGACCAAACUAGUGGAGAAAGCCACUUGGGUGGGUGCUCUGGGAAUGCCCUGCGAUGUUGUUCCCGAGACUACUAAGACCAAAAUAGCCAAACAAAUGCGCCUGGGCUACAACUCAGAGGCCAUUUUUUUGAAGGAUUCAGACUUUGAUGGUCAUUAUAGGAGCUUUUGCAAGCAGAUACUAUGGCCCACACUGCAUUACCAAAUCCCUGAUGAUCCCAAGUCGAAGGCAUUUGAGGAAGACUCCUGGGUCGACUAUAAGAAGGUGAACCAGGAGUUUGCAGACAAGAUAAUUGAGGUAUAUAACGAAGGAGACACCAUCUGGGUUCACGAUUACCAUCUUUUGCUGGUGCCCAAAAUGGUUCGCGAGAAGUUGCCUGAUGCCAAGAUUGGCUUCUUCUUGCACGUUUCUUUCCCAUCUUCAGAAGUGUUUCGUUGUUUCGCACAGAGAAAGUCUUUGCUCGAAGGAAUGUUGGGUGCGAACACUAUCACGUUCCAGACUGAGGAGUAUGUGAGACAUUUCUUCCAGACUUGUAACAGAAUUCUCCUGGCCGACUUUACUCAUGAUGGAAUUCUUUACAACAACACCACCAUCAAAGUGAAUACACACCCCAUAGGAAUUGAUGCCAAAUCUCUGAUGAAAACUUUGGCCAGUCCUGAGGUCACUGAAUGGAAGAAGCUCAUCAAGCAAAGAUGGCGCAACAAGCGACUGAUUGUGAGCAGAGAUAAACUGGACAAGAUUAGAGGAACAAAGCAGAAAUUGCUGGCCUACGAGAAGUUUUUGACGGAAAAUCCCGAGUAUUUGGACAACACAAUGAUGAUUGUGGUGUGCUUGAAGGGCAAGAGCGGUGACGAUGACCUGGAGACUGAGAUCUUAAGAAUCGUCGAGAGGAUAAACUCAAAGACCAAAAACAUAUCUUCGGACAAGCCGGUGGUGUAUUUGAACCAGGAUAUAGACUUUGAACAAUAUCUGGCGUUGCUGUCGGAAGCAGCUACCUUUAUUGUUUCAAGCAUGAGAGAAGGCAUGAAUUUGACGUGUCAUGAGUUCAUUGUUGCUACCAAUGAAAAGCACUCUCCUCUGAUAUUGUCCGAGUUUACUGGGUCUGCUUCGGUUUUGGUGAAUGGCCCUCUUCUGAUCAACCCAUGGGACAUCAAGGAAGUGGCAUACCGUAUAAAGCAGGCAUUGGCCAUGUCUGAAGAGGAGAAAUUGCAACGGUGGACUCAGUCGUUCAAUGUGGUGAAAAAUCAGGAUUCUCAGAGAUGGCUACAGGAUUGUCUAACAUCUAUUGAGCAGGCAUGGGGUGAACAGCAGCAGAGAAGGAACUUCCAUGUGAAAUGUCUAACCCAGAAAGCUUUCAAUGAGAGGUACAAUAGAGUGAGUUCAGAAAAGCGUCUUAUUAUCCUUGACCUGGGCAGUUUGACCUCAACUGUGAGUGUUCAAGGCUCCAUUAUAAAUCCAGUUCAGAUUCAGAGAGUGCUGAAGACUCUCUCAGAUCUAGUCUCGGAUCCCCAGAACGUGGUUUAUGUCACCAGUCAUUUGAAAAGAGCUGAUCUCACCCGAAAGUACAGAACUGUUUCCAAUCUGGGGCUGAUCGCUGAAAAUGGUGGUUAUAUCAAACCCCCACAAAGUAAUCAUUGGAUUUCCAUCGUUGAGGAGCACGAGUUCCAGUGGAUACCUUCAGUUGUGGAAGUUAUGGAGGCCGUUUCCGAGAGACUACAUGGUUCAACCAUUGAAGUUGAAGAUUGCACUGUGAGAUUUCAUACAGAAAAAAUUACUGAUGUUGAUGAGGAGCACCAGAUGUCUCUGGUUGGUGAUCUGAUUACCCACAUUAACGAUCUGUUCUCAAAGGAGAACGUGCACGCAUCUUUGGUCGAUAAAAUUGUCGUUAUACAGGAAGCUAAUUUGGCCAAAAGGUCUUUGGAGUAUAUCAUAAGCACCAUCAACAAAAGUGAUGAGCACAAGUUUAUUGGUUCUAUUUUGCCUCAAUCGCCUUCCGAGAAGAUUGGAUUGCUGUUGAUAGUUGGUGGAUCGAGACCCGUGGACGAACAAUUGUUCAUCUUUGGAGACGAAUUAGCGGAAGACCACAAAGUUGACGAUACUCUCACCAUACAAAUUGGCUCUAUCACACAAUCUGUGGCCUCCGAGAGACUAGAGGGCUUCAACGAGUUCCUGACGGUGAUUGCAAGCACUAAGAACUAG